Messenger RNA from Caenorhabditis bovis, 546 nucleotides. NCBI's taxonomy places the organism in Eukaryota, Metazoa, Nematoda, Chromadorea, Rhabditida, Rhabditidae. The record is from the annotation of a GenBank genome assembly.
AUGAUCAAUAUUCCAACUUCGAUUCUCUGCCGCAUCGCCGCGCGACCAACAUUUGCCAGAUCCUUCACCACCUCGGUGAUCGCCAAGUCGGACGCGAAAACUCCAAUCCAAAAGAUCGGAUGGGAAUACCUUAUGAAGCAACGCGCUUUGAAGCGUCCGAUUGCCCCACAUCUCACCAUUUACCAGCCGCAGCUCACCUGGAUGCUUUCUGGAUUCCACAGAAUUAGUGGAUGCGUGAUGGCCGGCACGUUGUUGUUCGGCGGCGUCGGUUUCGCCCUUCUUCCCAUCGACUUCACCACAUUCGUCGAUUACAUUAGAAGCUGGAAUCUUCCAUGCGCGGUCACCGCCGUGUUCAAGUACAUCAUUGCGUUCCCAAUCAUUUUCCAUACUUUGAACGGCAUCAGAUUCAUCGGAUUCGAUCUCGCCAAGGGUGUCGACAACAUCGGACAAGUCUACAAGACCGGAUACCUUGUCGCCGGAUUGUCAGCAGUCAUCGCGUUCCUCGUUGUUCUUAACGCUUGCCAGAACAAGAAUAAGAAGCAAUAA